Messenger RNA from Agrilus planipennis (emerald ash borer), 1095 nucleotides. RefSeq names its product farnesol dehydrogenase-like. The record is from RefSeq and is a predicted model, not a curated record. NCBI's taxonomy places the organism in Eukaryota, Metazoa, Arthropoda, Insecta, Coleoptera, Buprestidae. The coding region runs from base 140 to 1015 and encodes 291 amino acids. The transcript has 4 exons. Gene Ontology annotation, molecular function: oxidoreductase activity.
AUUUUUCCUUGUUGAAAACAAAUAUUUAUUCGAAUAAAAUUGUAAUUUUCAAACAAUAUGAAAAACGUAUAAAUAUUUGUAUACUUAGUUAAAUGUAAAUAAUGAUAGGAAUAAAUAAACAGCGCUAUCUAUACCGACAAUGAUAAAUAUAAUAUGUUUUCAAAUUUAUUACUUUAAUGUACUUAAGUUACACAAUUUCCACCUUUAUAAAUGUCUUUGCUUGUUGCUUCAAAUUUCAUUACCGUAUAAACUUGUCGUUGCGAUGGAUCGUUGGGUAGGAAAAGUGGCGGUAGUGACCGGUGCUAGUGCUGGUAUUGGUGCUUCAAUCGUCGAAAAGUUGGUCCAGAAAGGCAUAAUCGUGGCAGGUUUCGCUCGUCGAGUAGAGAGGGUUGAAAAUCUCGCCAAAAAAUUAGAAGAUGCUAAAGGAAAAUUAUAUGGACUUAAAGUAGAUAUUACAGUCGAAGACGACAUCAUCAAAGCAUUCGAUUGGAUAAAGGAUAACUUGGGUCCCGUCCACAUUCUUAUCAAUAACGCCGGUAUAAGUAGGUCUGGUUCUCUAAUCAGCGGAAACGCUCAAACUUGGAAAGAAAUAUUGGAAACUAAUGUUCUUGGGUUAUGUGUGGCCACGAGAGAAGCCGUCAAAAAUAUGAAAAGUAAUAACGUAGAGGGUCACAUUGUUCACAUAAACAGCGUGGCUGGUCACAAGCAUGUCGGUCUACCCCAUAUGAACGUUUACUCUGCCAGUAAAUAUGCUGUUACUGCUUUGGGCGAUAAUUUAAGGGACGAACUUAGGAAAAACAGACUUAAAAUUAAAGUCUCAAGUAUAAGUCCAGGUUUGGUGAUAACUGAAAUACACGAAAAAGCUCAAUUGACAGGGAAAGAAAUUCAAUGGAUACGAAACGAGCCAAUAUUAAACGCUGAUGAUGUAGCUGACGCCGUUUCGUACGUUUUAGGAACACCUCCUCACGUUCAAAUUCAAGAAUUAACAAUAACUCCCAUCGGAGAAAGAAUUUGAUUCUUUUUAAAUUAGUUUGUAGAAAAUUCUGGUUACAAACGUGUUGCAUACAGUAAUUACAUGUCGUUUUAAACAAUUUA